CUCAACGACGGAUCCAAAAGUAGAGAGAUUUGAAUCGGGACCUACAAGUUUGUGUUGAGGUGACACGGAGGAGAGAUCCGGGGGGAAGGAGGACGAGACUUUAUGCGCACAGGAUACCGAUUACAGACCGCUGCCGCCUUUCGUCCGGGAUAUCCCCUCCGUCUCCGCCGAAGACCACUGGAAACUAAUUUUUCCUCGUAGAAACUUCCCAAGAGAGACCGAUCCUGGUCGGCUUUUUUUCUCCCCUCCUUUUUUUUUGGUGUGGAGAACUAGGCGCUACAGCCUAUAGUUAACAAGGACUUUGACAACGACCCAGGAUGCCCCAAAAAGGGAGACAUUAAGUAGUGAAAACGGCAGAUGAUUGACUAAAUUGUAAUAGAGUGGACAGUCAACUCUGUUUCCAGAAUACCACAACCAAGCCACGUGGGAGUCUGGCGUAGCCUCAAUGAUGCAGAACAAGGUGUAUGACAUCUGUGAUGAAGGUCACAGUGGCGUGAACCAGCUUGGUGGUGUGUUUGUUAAUGGUAGACCGCUGCCGGAUUCCACCAGGCAGAAAAUAGUUGAACUUGCUCACAGCGGUGCUCGACCCUGCGACAUCUCCAGGAUACUACAGACCCAUGAUGAAGUCCAAGUGCUGGACAGUGAAAAGGUCUCCAACGGUUGCGUGAGCAAGAUCCUGGGAAGAUAUUAUGAAACUGGCUCCAUAAGACCGAGAGCGAUAGGCGGCAGCAAGCCCAGGGUCGCCACUCCAGAGGUGGUCGCCAAAAUCGCGCAGUACAAGCGGGAGUGUCCGUCUAUCUUCGCGUGGGAGAUCCGCGACCGGCUGCUCUCGGAGGGGAUCUGCACCAACGACAACAUACCCAGCGUGUCAUCAAUAAACAGAGUCCUCCGCAACCUGGCUAGUGAAAAGCAACAGAUGGGCGCAGAUGGCAUGUAUGACAAGCUGAGAAUGCUGAACGGUCAGACAGGAACCUGGGGGACCCGGCCCGGCUGGUACCCCGGAACAUCGGUGCCGGGCCAGCCCAGCCAAGAUGGCUGCCAACAACAGGACGGUGCAGGGGAAAACACGAACUCCAUCAGCUCGAACGGCGAGGAUUCAGAGGAGACGCAGAUGAGACUGCAGCUCAAGAGGAAACUACAGAGAAACCGCACGUCCUUCACACAGGAGCAGAUCGAGGCUCUGGAAAAAGAAUUCGAAAGAACUCACUAUCCGGACGUUUUUGCACGAGAAAGACUAGCAGCCAAAAUCGACCUGCCAGAAGCAAGAAUACAAGUGUGGUUCUCAAACAGAAGAGCAAAGUGGAGGCGAGAGGAGAAGCUGCGGAACCAGCGCAGACAGGCCAACAACUCCUCCAGUCACAUCCCCAUCAGCAGCAGCUUCAGCACCAGCGUGUACCAGGCCAUCCCGCAGCCCACCACGCCGGUGUCUUUCACCUCGGGGUCAAUGCUGGGCAGACCUGACUCUGCACUAACAAACACCUACAGUGCGCUGCCUCCCAUGCCCAGCUUCACCAUGGCGAACAAUCUACCUAUGCAACCCAGCCAGACCUCCUCUUAUUCCUGCAUGUUGCCUACCAGUCCGCCUGUGAACGGGCGGAGCUACGAAACAUACACGCCCCCUCAUAUGCAGGCACAUAUGAACAGCCAAUCAAUGACCACUUCUGGUACCACCUCAACAGGACUCAUCUCUCCUGGAGUGUCUGUCCCUGUCCAAGUCCCAGGGAGCGAGCCUGACAUGUCUCAGUACUGGUCAAGACUACAGUAGAGAGAAGAGCUACUUCACCCUGUAAGCACCCACUCCACCAUCACCCUCCGGCAGUGCUCCUCACACAUACAUGGCACAGGAGAGUAGAGAAGGCGGGAGAGGGUUGAGAAGAGGCAUCAGCCAGGAGAGGAGGAAUGCAAGAAAGAAAGAGAGACUCUGGGAGAGCCUUGGGACGUCUGGGCUUUGUUUUUUCCACUGGGACAGUGUGCUGUUAUGUAGCUCUAGGCACAUUCAAAUGAGGACUUGGAGAAGAGAACAACGAUGGAGAAACAGGAAAAAAAUGGACCUCUGUAAAGUGCCCGGUGUUAAAUUUUUAUGGAACAAAAACUUAUCAGUUUUUUUUUUUUUUUUUUUUUUUUUUUUCUAUUUCCAACUUCAGUCAUUGUUUCCUUCUUUUCUCUGGUGUGUUUGUAAAUGGCCAUUUGUAUGUUAUUAUGAAAAAACAAAACAAAACAAAAAAAAAACAAAACAAAAAAAAACAAAAUCAAGUACUGAUAGAUGGACUGCUAGAAAACCAUGUUGGUCUUGCGUUUGCUUUGCGAGAGGAGAACCUGAGAGAUUCUGCCAUGAAUAUCUUUUAAUCUGCUUAUAUCGAGACUUUCUGCCAGCCUUUGCAUGGUCUAUGGACACAACUGCAUAUCAUUAAAGACGAAAAGCUGGAGGGAAGCCUCUGACUGUGUCAAAAAAGAAAACUAUUUAUUUGUUUUAUUUCGUAUGAAUGGAUAUUUAGCAGAGGAAACGGAAAACUCGAUCCAGCCACUGACGCUGGCUUCUUUGACAUAGGCCACACUUUUGCCGGCUCGUUAGACACGGACCACUAUCAGGAGCUGCGAGAGCGAAAAGAUACCACACAACUUUGACGUCUUGCAUCGGUGGUUGGAUUGACUCUCGAUUACCACGAAGAACAUUACAUGUGGAAAACAGGUGCAAAACGAUACCUGGAAUCUGUAAAUGGUAGACUGCGUCUUCAAUAUAAUCAAGUUUGUUUCUGUCAAAAUGUAAAGUACUUGUCUUCCCUAGAAAUCUUCCAGAAAGAUUUCUCCAAUAAAAGUUGAUUUCAUUUA
Molecule: messenger RNA, 2829 nt
Organism: Cololabis saira (Pacific saury)
Lineage: Eukaryota; Metazoa; Chordata; Actinopteri; Beloniformes; Belonidae
Gene: pax6b
Product: paired box 6b
Exons: 15
Coding region: 446-1765 (439 amino acids)
Biological process (GO): anatomical structure development; regulation of transcription by RNA polymerase II
Molecular function (GO): DNA-binding transcription factor activity, RNA polymerase II-specific; RNA polymerase II cis-regulatory region sequence-specific DNA binding
Source: RefSeq, a predicted model, not a curated record